AUGGCGAGAAUCAUUUUACCGGGAGUUUUCAGGGCUCAGACAGCCUCACAAGCCGCUUUACAGAAGCAUGGUACGUGUGGAAAUGUAGCUGUAUUCUUCUCGACUUCCGCUCGGCGGAGGUCCUAUGCCGACACAAUCCAGAAUCUCAAGAUAGGCAGGCAUACUCGUGUACUUUACCAAGGACUUACUGGACGCCAAGCUACCAUGAACGCCAAAGAGUCCCUGGAGUACGGCACCAACAUUGUUGGAGGAGUCAAACCUGGAGUGGAAGGUGAGCAUCUGGGGUUGCCUGUCUUACCCACAGUCAGAGCCGCCGUGCAGCAGCUCAAGCCAGACGCCAGUGCCAUUUACGUUCCGGGCAAUGACACCGUUACUGCAAUGGAAGAGGCAAUUGAAAACGAGAUCCCACUCAUUGUCGCCGUCGCAGAACAUAUUCCCAUUCACGACCUUUUAAGAAUCCAUGAGAUGCUACGAACCCAGUCGAAAACAAGAUUGGUGGGCGCCAAUUGUCCUGGCAUUAUUAACACUCACGGCCGUUGUCGAUUGGGAUUUCAGCCUCUACCCUUCUUCACAGAAGGCAAAAUCGGAAUUGUCGCCAAAUCGGGGACAUUGAGCUACGAGGCUGUAGCGUCCACAACCCGUGCUGGGCUCGGUCAAACCUAUGCUAUCAGUAUAGGGGGUGAUGUCCUUGCUGGUACCAAUUUUGUCGAAGCCUUCCAGGUCCUGGUCGAAGACGAAAACACUGAAGGCAUCAUCAUGAUUGGCGAGAUUGGCGGCAGCGCCGAAUUGAGAGCGGCUGACUGGAUCAAAGACUACAAUCGGCGAACAACAAGCCCCAAGCCGUUCAUGUCGGUCAUUGGCGGUGUCGAAGCUCCUCCUGGCCGCGUCAUGGGCCACGCCGGAGCGUGGGCUGCGCCGGGAGAGGCUAAUGCCGCACAAAAGAUCAAGGUUUUGGAAGAUGCUGGAGUCACUGUGGUUGACCAUCCCGAAAAACUGGGAGAGGGCAUGAAGAUUUUACUAGGCGAGGGAUCCCGGGCGGGGGGCCGGCAUGUUUCCGGUCCUGACGUCUCACAGAAGAGAGGAUACCAUACAAUGCGACAACGGCCUCGGGCCCAUGUUGCAAAGAGAACGACUUUCGAGCAGCGCCGGACCCUCUACAUCAAGCAAUCGCAGGCAUUCGAUAUGCUCAAGGAGCGGAGUAUUCCCACCGUGGACAUCCCGACGAUAGAGGAGGAAAAGUUCGUUGCUAUUUCCAUUGAUCGAGAAGCGCGACAACCUUGUAUCAUUGCAUCACCUACUACGGACCCUUCCCGAGCGUUUCAAUACUCGAGGAAAUUUCCCUUUGCCUAUGGAACAGAUGAUGCGACGUCCAAUGAGAUGCUGGAGAAGGUACGGACACAUUUGGGCAUUUCUGGAAAGGGUCAACACGGGCUGGGUAAACUUAUUGCCGAGCUAGUAGACAUCUUCAUGUCCAAAGAGGCAUUUGUGCUUCAGACGAAAAUCGCCAUUGACCGCAACGGAGGUCUACAAGUACAAGGAGCCAAAUUUGGAUUCGAUGAUGCCGCUUUCCGAAGUUCCGGUCGACAAGCCGAUGUUCAUGCGUUGAGAGACCUUCACAACGAGGUCCGCGAAGACGUCGAGGCCGAGAAGGAGGGCAUGACAUAUGUGAAGCUGACCGGCAAAGGCACCCUCGGAACAAUCGUAAAUGGAGCUGGGCUGGCGAUGAAUACGGUGGACGCCUUGGUUGCUCGCGGCGGUCAUCCAGCAAACUUCAUGGACACGGGAGGCAAAGCAACAUCUGAGACGAUCAAAGCUGGUUUCAGAAUUGUGGCAUCUGAUCCUCGAGUCAAGUGCAUCUUUGUUAAUAUCUUUGGUGGACUGACUCUGGGAGAUAUGAUCGCCAACGGCAUUUUACUAGCCUUCAAAGACUUGGACCUCAAAGUUCCUGCGGUGGUUAGGAUUAGGGGUACACGUGAGGCCGAGGGUCAGAAGCUGAUCCAAGAGAGCGGCCUCAAACUUGAUGCUUUUGAUUCUUUUGAAGAGGCGGCCGCCCGAGCCAUUGCUUUAGCCAACGGUACCGCAAAGAGGAAGUAG
Molecule: messenger RNA, 2094 nt
Organism: Rhinocladiella mackenziei CBS 650.93
Lineage: Eukaryota; Fungi; Ascomycota; Eurotiomycetes; Chaetothyriales; Herpotrichiellaceae
Exons: 2
Coding region: 1-2094 (697 amino acids)
Biological process (GO): tricarboxylic acid cycle
Cellular component (GO): mitochondrion; succinate-CoA ligase complex (ADP-forming)
Molecular function (GO): succinate-CoA ligase (ADP-forming) activity; succinate-CoA ligase (GDP-forming) activity
Source: RefSeq, a predicted model, not a curated record